GCAAAGGGUAUUGAAUUCUUGCGGUGUACAAGAGAGCAACGAGACACUAAAAAUAAUAAAAGUAGAAAAGAGGAAACCUAACCUAACACAAACAGAACGAGUAGUUAGUUAGAUAUGGCGACGCCGGUGAAAGUGUACGGACCAGUCAUUUCGACCGCAGUAUCGAGGGUGUUGGCCUGUCUCAACGAGAAAGACAUCCAAUUCCAACUCAUCCCUCUCAACAUGUCCAAAGGAGAACACAAGAAGCCCAAUUUCCUCAAAAUCCAGCCUUUUGCUCAAGUACCUGCAUUUGAGGACGAUGAUAUUUCCCUAUUCGAGUCUCGAGCGAUAUGCCGGUACAUUUGCGAGAAACACGGAGAGAAGGGGAACAAGGAACUGUACGGUACAAACCCAUUGGUAAAGGCAUCGAUAGAUCAAUGGUUGGAGGCAGAAGGACAAAGCUUCAACCCACCUUCUUCAACUCUUGUGUUCCAGCUGGCAUUCGCACCCAGAAUGAAGAUCAAACAAGACGAGGGAGCAAUCAAACAGAGUAAAGAGAAGUUGGGGAAAGUGCUUGAUGUGUACGAUAAGAGGCUUGGGGAGACUCGUUUCUUGGCCGGUGAUGAAUUCACACUCGCCGACCUUUCACAUCUUCCCAAUAUCCACUACUUGGUUGCUUCCGCUGAUGCCGACACGGCUUCUCUCUUCACUUCUUCUUCAAGAGACAACGUCUCAAGGUGGUGGUCGGAAAUCUCCACGCGUCAAUCAUGGAUGAAGGUCCUCGAUUUGCACCCAAAACAUUGACUCACUCACAACUUCAGUUCACCACAUUAAUUACUACUAUUACUACAUGCUUUCUUUUUAACUUUAAUACUGUCAAGUGCUUAUGUUUUCGCCCGAAAUUAAUAAAAAGGAGUUUUCCAUCGCUUUGCAGUACA
Cicer arietinum (chickpea) is the source of this 917-nucleotide messenger RNA. Its product is annotated as glutathione S-transferase-like. Gene Ontology annotation, biological process: glutathione metabolic process. Gene Ontology annotation, cellular component: cytoplasm. The record is from RefSeq and is a predicted model, not a curated record. Gene Ontology annotation, molecular function: glutathione binding; glutathione transferase activity. Lineage: Eukaryota; Viridiplantae; Streptophyta; Magnoliopsida; Fabales; Fabaceae.